This is a messenger RNA of Symbiodinium sp. CCMP2592, 2655 nucleotides long. The record is from the annotation of a GenBank genome assembly. NCBI's taxonomy places the organism in Eukaryota, Dinophyceae, Suessiales, Symbiodiniaceae.
AUGGCCUACAGGCAAACCAGCACCGACAGCCAUGGAGGUCGCUCCACACCAGGAGGAGAGGUGCAUGAGGUGGACACGAACGGUGCCUUCAACUUCAAGAACCGCGCCAUAUCCAAGACGAAUGCAUCUCCGAGCAAGGGCGCUGGCCUGGCGGGGCUUAGCCUGCGCAAGAACAUGGGAGCGGCGCCAGUCAAGAUUGAGACUCCUCGGACUGGGAGACGCGUGUCAGGUGCGGGGGCAGAUUUCUUCGAUGGAGAGAACAUCGAUGAUAUCGUGAAGUCGUUGAUCAGCACGAAGAAGAUAGACUCGGCCUGGCAGCGAAUUUCGAGGCGAGUGGCCACACUGGAAUCGUACAUACAGCACCUCCGAGGUGGCGAGGGAGAUGACGCCUUCCUCACGCGCAAGGAGUUCAUCGAGUUUCUGCAGAGCCAAGAGAGCAAUGAUGACGGGCAGGAAGAUGGAGGUGAGGAGCAGGCCGGCGCAGAAGAGCCAGAAGAGCCCCAGGAAGAUCCACUUCUGCUCCAGAUCCGAGAAGAACUGAAGGCUCAGGAGGAUGCGAACACGAACGCGUUGAGGCAAGCCAUGGAAGGCGCCCGCCAAGCUGACGAAGCCAAGUGGGUUCGGUUUGGCGAGCUGGAGGACAAGUACAGGCAAUUGGAGGCCACCUUGGAGGAGGAGCGCUCGGACCGAGGCUUCGCCGAGGCAGCCUUCAAAGACCAGUUGCAACAGCUCUCAAGCGUCUUGGAGGAUCUGGAGCCCCGCAUGCAAGCCUUUGCCACCAGCGAGGCUCGCCGGCACAUCUCCCAGUUGCUCUUUCGUGAUGGCGACACGGAAGCACAGUGGAUCAGCGAGACGACCAGGGUGGUCGAAGAGCCUACAAGCUCUGCCUGCGAGGAGGACGUGCCAGAGGUGCCGCCGGAAGGACCACUCCACACGGAGACGAACACACUGGAGGUACCCGCUUCUCCGCCCGAGCGCUCACUUUCAAGUGCGUCGGCUGUGUCCCGGUCCUUGGAGGUGUCAGAAGCAGAGAGGCUAGCGCGCCAGCAUGCAAAGGUGCUCCACGCAGCGGAGGGGACCUCCGAUGGCCUAUGCCACAAUGCAUAUGAGUGGCGGGUGGCCCUAUUGGGCCUCGUGCACACGGGCCUUGUGGAGCCAUUGCGGGAGGAGGUUGACAGGCUGCAGCGUGACAUUUCGAGGCAGCGGGACGAUUUCCAAAAGAAGAUACGGGAGAAGGAGAAAGAGAUCAUCGAGGCCAAGCUGAAGGGCCAGAAGGUCGCCAAGGACCUUCGAGAGGAGGCAGAUAUGAGGAAGGGCGAGGCGAUUGAGAACAUCACUUCUUUCCAGAAGGUCUAUAAGCUGAUCCUCGAGGCGGGGCAAAAAGCCGCCGGGGACAACGACAAGGCCAUGGACAGGAUCCGUGGUGUUCAGGGCCAGGUGGAUCAUCUUCAUGUCCGGCUGGAAGAACAUGGCAAGGACAUUGCAGACCGGGCUACUCUUGCCGAUGCCAAGACUCUGACGGAUACGAUGAAGCUGCUGGUGCAGAAGGAAGCCUACAACAACCAGAUCGUUGAGCUGAAGAAGAUCCUGGACAACCAGAGUGACAGGAUUGGUAGCAUCGACUUGCAGGUGUCGGUCAUGGCGAAGAAUGGCAGCGCCAGCCCUUCAAGCAGCAGAAGAGCCGCCAGCAGAGCUCGCUCUGCGAAGCUGCGGAUGAAGAGGGAAGUUGCCAAGAGCAGCACCAGCUUUGGAGCUUCGACGGGCUUGGGGCAGGACAGCAUCCGAAGCCUCGCUGGAACGUCACAGCCGCAGGAUGAUGACGAAGGACGGCUCGCCGCCUUGGAAGACCAGGAAGGCUACUCUGACGACGAGGAGCCACAAAUGAACGGGUCCCGCAGCCAAGCGUCUAAGGUGAGCUUGCCCGCUAACGCCACCACAUACCACGACUUCGACGACGAGGACUUCGACGAUGAGGAAGAGUUCAGCGACUACUCGGAUGACCCCAUGGAAGAACAGCUCCGAGAGCAGGUUCAGGGCAUCUGUAUGGGCCUGGUUUGCGUGGCGCACCACGUGCUGCGAGGGCCGCCCCUCGUAGGCCUUUCGCGUCAGAGCCGACUGCUCAAUGAGAAGGACUUGCUGGAGGAGCUGAUGAGUCUGCGAUAUUGGGUCACGCAUCGCAAGACACCUUCGGACUGGAGCCUGGAUCGACUGAGGACGGUCGCCCUCAGAUACUCGCACCCCAACCCCAUGGAGGUCCACGGGCCACAACCCGACAUGUCCUACAUCCUGCGUCACGCGAGCCCACGGGACCCGACCUCCACGAAAUCCUCGUUAGACAAAGGAUUGAACGACGGACGCCUCAGCUCUCCCAGAGGUGCGCGGCAUCCUUUGGACACCUCGGUGGGUUCAAUAGGAAUCGACGGAGGCUUCGGCAGCAGCGCAGGCGGAGGCGCAGGGAUCUUUGGAGGCCCUCUGGAGGAUGCUACGCUGCUGCCUAGCGCUGCUACGAUGCUUCCGACGCUCGAGGGGAGUCAGCUCACGUCAAGCCUCGACAAGGUGGCCGGUGGCUCCGGGCGAGGCUGGCGAGCCAGCAAAUUGCCGCUGUCCGCUCGGGAGGCGAGAGCUGGUAUGGCAUCCACCCUGCCUCCAUUAUGA